Messenger RNA from Oryzias melastigma (Indian medaka), 1807 nucleotides. RefSeq names its product proteolipid protein 2 (gene plp2b). The record is from RefSeq and is a predicted model, not a curated record. Gene Ontology annotation, cellular component: membrane. The transcript is spliced from 5 exons. The coding region runs from base 431 to 895 and encodes 154 amino acids. NCBI's taxonomy places the organism in Eukaryota, Metazoa, Chordata, Actinopteri, Beloniformes, Adrianichthyidae.
UUAAUAGUUACUGAUUCUUUAAAAAAUAGCUUUUAAAAAAGAAAAAAAAAAAACGUAAAUUCUUCACUGAAGCGCCAGGAUGUCAGCUACUUUCUGGGAGGGCGAGAGCCAACGCCCCACUGAGAAAUCACUCCCCGCCGGUGAUCCCGCCCUCCUGCCGACACAGCACGCCUUAUUUCACUUUCCAGAGAGCGUGAUUCAUCCGCCUGCUUUCCGUUAGUCAAAGACGAAACUGGUGAAACUGGUCAAACAAAAUAAUUCCGUUGCUGCGGCUGGAAACUUUUUAAGCGAUAUCUUCAUUUUGAAAUAAGCUUUUUGUUUCUUUGACUUCCGUGCUGCGGUCGGACUUGUUGUGUAGCCGAACUUGGUCGGUUAGUUUUGGACUCAAACAAACCCCGCUGCUGCAGCUGCUGCACGUUGAGUUUUCGGGAUGGCUGACACAACUGGGACCAGCCCCGCGGCUAACUGCCUGGAGAAGCUCAAAAGUUACGUGAAGACCCCCAAAGGUUUCAUCCUCUCCGCAGAAAUACUCAUCAGUUUCAUAAUCCUCAUCUGCUAUGCCGCAUCUCUAUACGGAGGUUACUCCGCCGUCGCCAUCUGCGAGAUGGUCUUCGCCAUAAUCUUCUUUAUCAUCUUCAUGAUGGAGUUGGACAAACAGAUCCAAUUGGUGAACUGGGUCUGGAGUGAUUUCUUCCGGGCCAUAAUCGGCGCCAUCCUUUACAUCAUCACCUCCCUCAUCUGCGUCAUCGGAGGAGCUGGAGACGGAGCGCGGAUCGCAGGCGGGGUUUUUGGUUUGAUCGCCGGCCUGCUAUUUGCAUACGACACCUACACCAUCUACUUACAGAUCAAGAGUACCAGACAGCACACAGCAGCUGCCACUGAUGACCUCGCUUAAGAUCGCCGUCAUCGAAUGGGAUUUUAAAAGGAAGAGGGGAGCAGGAAGGACACAGAAGAGUAAUGAGAUCAAGCCAGAACCAACGGUGCAUUUCAUGGCCUUACAUGUUAGAUUGGCGGCACAUGAGGAAUUCCCCUCCCCAGUUUUUGUUCCAGUGUGGAUGGACCACUAAAAGGGAAAAUUGUCAGAAUUUGGUUAAAAAAAAAAAAAGUUCUCUUGUUCAUAGACCGUUGUAGAAAUGGUAUCUGUGUGUACUUAGAAAGAAACUGGCUCAGUUUGGUGCUCUGGGAAAUAUUAAACAAAUAAUAACAGUAGUAAUAGUUUUCUGCAACUUGUUUUAUGUGUUGUUAUUUCCAUUUUGUCAAGUGGUUAAUUAUUUCAUUCUGUUAUUUAAUUUUUGCAACCAAGUUCUGUUGCUGUACUUUGGAAUCUCAUGUCGGUUAUUCAUGUUUUAAAAGUCUAAAAAUUUGAAGUGGUCUGCUGUUAUUUAUCAACAUAUUUUAUCUGGUUUUGUAAAAGUUUUGGCCGUACUGUUUCUUUAAAAAGAAAGAAAAAACUUGCGUAGCAAUUGGCAAUAGGUUUAAAACCAUAAUAGUUGGCAUCAUUAACAUAUAUUUUUUAUGCUUGCACAUUUUUAGAAGCAGAAUAUUUCCUCCUCAUAUAUUACACUGCCAGGAAGUAAAGUCGGGAAGUUUAUAGUUUUUCCUUUGAUGAAAAAUAAUUUUUUACAGAAAAGUAUUACGACAGGUACAAAAGAUGUUGUUCACUUCUGUUCUCUUGUCAACUCGUAGAUAAUAAUACAGUGAGUUUGCCUCUCUCUCUUUAUGUUUUGCUAAUGUGUGUUACAUUGGUUUACAGCAUGUCCAUACCGAUCUUGCUUGGAGGAAUAAAGCCAUUUGUUACUACAAGGAA